Papaver somniferum (opium poppy) is the source of this 2248-nucleotide messenger RNA. RefSeq lists its product as uncharacterized. NCBI's taxonomy places the organism in Eukaryota, Viridiplantae, Streptophyta, Magnoliopsida, Ranunculales, Papaveraceae. Bases 428 to 1924 code for a protein of 498 amino acids. The record is from RefSeq and is a predicted model, not a curated record. The transcript has 3 exons.
AAAGAUACGGAGGGGCAGUAGAGUAAAUUGCCAUUAGAUUUAGGGGGCGGAGAAAUUUGUGAGAGAAUUUUACAGAAGAUCGAAGAGAGCAGAGGAAAACCUAAAAGGCUAAGACGACGAUGAAGUAUUUGCGUCUUAAAGCUAUUAUAGGGAAGAUGAUAUAGUUAUUUCUUGAAUCAUCGGGAUGAUUGACGAACCAUCACAAUGUUUGAUCAAACAUUGUGAUGUUUCAUCAAGCAUUGUGAUGUUUCAUCAAUCAACACAUUCGCGUCUAUAAAUAGCAAUAUUGCAUCAUUUGUUUUAUAUUAGCCUAUUCGGUAUCUUUCUGUUUACCGUCGGAUUUUUUUUUCCAUCGUUUAGCUGCCUAUUAGAGAUCUUUCUGUUUCUCUUCAGAAGUUUUCAAUUGCAGAAUCUUGAAGAAUCUAAGAUGGACAAAAUCGAAAUUAUGACAUCAUAUAUACAAGGUUUAAGCACCGUCCAAAAGCUUCAGAAACUUCAGCAGAGUGACUUAAACGAGAAUGAAAGAGUUGCCGUAGAAGGGAUAUUGGACAAUGCCGUUACACAACUAAAAAUGGUUCAGUCUCAUAUGAAGAAGACACUUGCAGAAAGCACGAGUGCUCCCUCACUGAAUUUUGGAGCAAAGCAACAAGAUGGAAAGAUGGAGGAUAUAGUAUGUCGUAAGUGUGGGAAAUUUAAAAAGUUGAAGACAGUAGGAGCGGUGGUGAUAACCGAACUCGAUGUCAUUAGAAGGCUUAAAGCUGGGUGUAAUGCAGGAGGUAAUCAAGUUUUAUCCCAGGACAGGGAUGAAAUACUGAGUCGAGCCGUUUGGAGGAAGUUUCAGACUCAUCAGAGAACAACUAGUCCACCUUUGCUGGUUCCAAAGGUUGGAUUUGGUGGUUCUGAAGAAAUGAUCUCUUGUCCACGAAGAGAGCAGAAGUAUCGGCCAACUGACGGUGUAAUGCAGCCAACAUUGAUGAAAUUUGGGCCGAGCGGAGUGGAGGCUUAUCCCGAUCAGGAUAGGACUGCAAACAGCCGCAGUCAUCGAAACAUAGAAUCUACUGGAUAUUCGGCCACAUCUGAAGCCUCCUUCUCAUCUGCAGACUACAGCGAGUCGUAUUCUAGUAGCGAAGAGUCAGACUCCCCUCCGCAACAUGCAAUGCAUUUAGACCGUCGUCGCAGAGAUAGAUCCAUAUCUCGGAGUAGAUCUCCUCAAUCCCGCUAUUCAGGUAGCAGCAGAAGUUAUACAUCAUAUGAUGCAUAUGAUAGUUACCCGGAGGAGGAAUACCCAGUUGCAUAUAACUAUGAUUCAUAUGAUAGUUCCCCGGAGGAGUACCCAGUUGCACGUGGCAACAGGAGUUAUACAUCAUAUGAUUCAUAUAACAGUUCCCCGGAGGAGGAAUACCCAGUAGCAAGGAGGAGUCGAUUUCCCAAGAAUGAUCCGCCACAGAAGAAGAUGGGACAUGUCAGAAGAUUAACCACCAAGCUUGGAGGCAUGUUGCGUCGUGAUCACCAUGGGGAUUCAUCCAAGGACGAUAAGAGUGCACGGGAUUAUCAUCCUUCUGUUCAGAAACCUGUAGGUAAUGGUAAGCUCCACCACGAAAUCAAAGGGAAACACAUGCCUAUUCAAACGAGAAAAACAGCAAAAGUUGAGGAAAAGGCAAGCCACCAACAAGGUUUCCUAACACUUGCAAAAAGAGUACGCGGUCACGUUUUUGGUUCGAAGAAAUCGAAGCCGUCGUCAUCUGGCGUCAGACGGUUAGAAAGAGCAGUAACAGGUAAGGAAAAAGUUACUGCUAAAAAACGGCAUUGGUGGCACAAAUUGCGAAGGCAGGGAUUACCCAAUAAAAGGGGCCAGGCACCCCUUAAACUGGGGUUUGAGAAUAAGCAUACCCAGCUAAAGGGCCAACAUAGACAUAGGAAAUAACACUGAGAAUGUUUUGUAAGUAAAUGUCUGCACCAAGUUCUACCAGUCAGUUGAUCUUUGGUUGUUGGAUGAUUUUUGCAAUCUGUGGGUAUGAAUUCCAUAGAUAGUGGUUGUCUGAUUACUAUGUACUUUGUCAUGUCAUUCAAAGUCUUCCUAAAAUGCAGAGAUUUGUUGGCUUCAAAAGAGUCGAGUAAUAGGUUAUUCUGCUGUUUGAUUAAAGAUUAUUUGGGUGGUUCAUGCAAUUGCUUGUGACCACACCUCCUUGUCGAAUUUUCAUAUUCUGCGUUGUUCCUGUUGGAAUUUGUAUCAUUUGUUCAUGACUUG